AUGUCAGCCUUCCUCAUCAACAAGAUCAGGACAAAAAACAGUUUUUCCUGCAAAGUUGGGCCACAAACACUCGAUGAAACAUUCAGUCGCGUCCAGCAGAGAGACGAGGACUCUUUGGUUUAUUCCGUGCCGACCAUUGUUACCAAGAAAACUGGCAGAGCGAGGCAGACAAAUAGGAGGGCAGCAGAGGAAUUCAGCACGUACGCUGACGUGCGUCUUCAAAAGUGGAGUGCAGAAAUGAACCACAGGAAGAAUGAGACAGCGCCUGACCUAAAUAGGAGACUGUUUGGCAACCGAUUGCAGGUGGGUCCUGGUUGCCAAUCAGGCAGCAGGGUAGACGCCUGUGCAUGGCACGAGGAAGUGAAUGUACCAAAAAAAAUGGAGGGCGGUGGGAGGGCGGUGGGAGAACGUGAUGGUGCCGAGCGUAAAGCAGCUGCAGCUGGCGAGGUGGACGUCCAUGAGCCGGCCAACCCUGCGACUGACAAAAAUGAGGAGUAUGGGCGCCAGGCGGGAGCCUCUGCAGCAGACGAGGAUGACGGCAGGCAAGCGAGCGACUGUCCUGGAGAUCUGCCUAACACCAUUGUCUCUGACUUGCAAACCUCCUCGAGACUUAGUGGAAAGACGAUCACAACGAUGGCGGAGCUGACUGCACUUGUGCUUCUCGGCGCAUUGGUUCUGAGUCAAUCCUACAUUCCGAUAACACUGAGCCUAGUGGAAGUUGGCGUUAACGUCACUUUGGCAUGCCCGCGCCACGACGAUAGAGGUGACAUAUUUUACUGGUACAAGAUGAAAUUCGGCUCAAUGGUCCAAACCAUUGUGGAGGGGUAUUUCGGGGAAAUGUCCCUUCGAGGACCGUUCAAGGACGGAAGAUUUGUGAGCGCGCGUACGGGUGACAUGUACGUUUUAAACAUCACAAACGUACACAAAGACGAUGAAGCGAUGUACACCUGCCAAGCUGGGACCUCAUACAACAUGGUGUUCACCGGUGGCACGCAUCUGGUGGUGAAAGACCCCAGACGCAAGUCCUUCCAGGUGAGACAAAUUCCGCAAAGCAAGUCGGUCAAAGGAGGCGAGUCUGUGACCAUCCAGUGUUCCGUCCUAGCUGAGAGCAAAGAAUAUUUCCGCCAAUGUCCGAACCAAAGCAGCGUCUACUGGUUGAAGUCAGGAUCGGGAGAGUCUGAUCCACACAUCAUUUACUCCGACAGUGAUGAUGAACAAGACCCAAGAAGCUGCGUCUACCAUCUCUCUCUGACCGUACUCAACUCCUCUGAUACCGGAACAUACUACUGUGCCGUAGCCACGUGUGGACAGAUCCUAUUCGGACAAGGAACUCAUGUGGACACACAACAAGACGUGAAAGCAGCUGCCGUUUUGCUGAGUGCUCUGCUGGCCUCCUUCGCUGUUGUGGUCACUGUUUUAGUUGCUUAA
Entelurus aequoreus (snake pipefish) is the source of this 1428-nucleotide messenger RNA. RefSeq lists its product as uncharacterized. NCBI's taxonomy places the organism in Eukaryota, Metazoa, Chordata, Actinopteri, Syngnathiformes, Syngnathidae. The record is from RefSeq and is a predicted model, not a curated record. Gene Ontology annotation, biological process: response to bacterium. The transcript is spliced from 9 exons. The coding region runs from base 1 to 1428 and encodes 475 amino acids.